AUGGCUAACUUACGUACUCAAAAAAGACUUGCUGCUUCUGUUAUCGGUGUUGGUAAGGGAAAGGUUUGGUUAGACCCAAGCGAAGCCUCUGAAAUUGCCCAAGCUAACUCCAGAGAUGCUAUCAGAAGAUUAGUUAAGAACGGUACCAUCGUCAAGAAGGCUGUCACUGUUCACUCUAGAUCUAGAACUAGAGCUUACGCUGAAUCUAAGAGAAACGGUCGUCACACUGGUUACGGUAAGAGAAAAGGUACCAGAGAAGCUCGUUUACCAUCUCAAGUCGUCUGGAUCAGAAGAUUACGUGUCUUAAGAAGAUUAUUGUCCAAGUACAGAGAUGCUGGCAAGAUUGACAAGCACUUAUACCACGUUUUAUAUAACGAAUCUAAGGGUAACGCUUUCAAGCAUAAGAGAGCUUUAGUUGAACACAUUAUUCAAGCCAAGGCUAACGCUCAACGUGAAACUGCUUUGAAGGAAGAAUCCGAUGCUAGAAGAAUGAAGAACAGAGCUGCUCGUGAAAGAAGAGCUCAAAGAGUUGCUGAAAAGAGAGAAGCUUUAUUGAAGGAAGAUGCUUAA
Molecule: messenger RNA, 570 nt
Organism: Tetrapisispora phaffii CBS 4417
Lineage: Eukaryota; Fungi; Ascomycota; Saccharomycetes; Saccharomycetales; Saccharomycetaceae
Gene: RPL19A
Product: 60S ribosomal protein eL19
Exons: 2
Coding region: 1-570 (189 amino acids)
Biological process (GO): translation
Cellular component (GO): cytosolic large ribosomal subunit; ribosome
Molecular function (GO): structural constituent of ribosome; RNA binding
Source: RefSeq, a predicted model, not a curated record